AAAACAGUCCCGUACCUUAUAUUUCACGUAGGUUCAACGCUAAAUUGGUCUGCUCCUUCCUGCGCGUAGUUUAGGGACGCUGAACGGCAGCACGGCCGAAACUCUGGGGAUGCAAUUGCGCAAUUGGGUUCAAACUGCAUCCUGUGUGUGUAUUGCAUUGCAUUGCAUAGUGAAUCACACCAAUCACAGUACCGACUACCGGUACAUUCACGAAGUGAGUGAAAAUUUGUUUUGUGUGCAGGGUCUACACGAAAGCUCACUUAGUCUUUAGGCUAGAGAUCUAGUAAACCUCAUCAUGUAUCAUCUUGGAUGAGAGAUCUUAUUAUUGACACUGUCAGGAUAAGUAAGAACUAAGACGACAAUGCAUCCUGAACUGUCUGCAGUGCUGUAAGAACAUCAGGGGAACAUCAUGAGCCAACCAUCAGGAGGAGCUAGGAGGGGUGGCAAACCCAACAGAGGAGGAGGCCGGGGAAAUCGGGGAGGAGGAGGAGGAAGAGGAGGAGGGAGAGGGGGAGGGGGAAGAGGAGGAAGAGGGAGAGGGGGUGGUGGUGGAAGAGGAGGAGGAAGAGGGGGUGGAGGCCAGCAGCAGGGGGCCAAUGCAAGGCCCCAUGGACCCGCGGCAGACACAGGAGCAAGGAAGGGCAAGAGUUCAUCUAUGAUGUACGACUAUGAUGAUGAUGACUUUGUACUCAUGCCUAAACAGAACAAGCCAAAGACAUCAAGCUACCAGGCCCCUAAAUCAUACCAACCCAAGGCCCCUCCAUCCUACCAGCCCAAGGCCUCUUCAGAAUCCUACCAGCCCAAGGCUCCUCCUGGACCUGGUCGCCGCAAGACCAAUUACCCAUCAGCCAAGGUCAAGAUGCAGUCCCUUCACAUGAGUGAUGAGAACCAGGAACUGGUCAAGGAUGUUCUGAGGGAACUCAAUGGAGUAGACCUGGACCUAGACAUGGGAUUGGAAGACUAUGAAGAGCUUGAUUACGACACUUCUCGUCACUUCUGGACGGAUGACAACUCCUUGAAGGUAGAGGCUGCUGGUUCAAGCUUUGCCCCUAUGGGUGUCUGGCGUGAGGAAGGAGGGGACGAUAGAGAAGACAAAGAGGACAAACAGAAGAUCAGUAAAUAUGCUGUUGAGAAACUUAUCAGAUGUGGAUACCCAAAGAAAGAGAGUCUCCAAGCACUUGAGGAUAAUGAUGGUGAUGCAGGGCUAGCUCUUGAACAACUCUACAAGGAUUUGUGUAACAAUUAUGCAAUAUCUACUGACCAAGAAGCUGUUGAUGACAGUAUCACCAGCGAGUCACUCAUGGAGCAGAGGCAAGAAGAAGCUUUUGCUCUGAGCUCAAUAUACGAAUCAGACUUUUCUGAACGGAUCCCUAACCAAGUCUGGACGUUGAGACUAAAGCUCUCUCACAUCAACAAAUCCCUCAAGGAAGCCCAGAAGAAUGAGAAGAAGAAGUCGGCUCUGAAAGCCAGAGACACUCGCCGGAGAAAACAGAACGUCUGCCACUUCUACCAAGAGGGCAACUGCAGGUUUGGAUCGAAAUGCAAGUUCUUUCACGAGGCUACAUGGGAUAACGAGGGGGAUAACGAGUUUGAAGAUAUGAUGGAAGAUGACAACACCAAGUGGUAUCAAUUGGAGGUGCGGUUCCCAAGCAAAAACAUGUAUCCAUGGCAACCUCCCGUGAUUGCCUUUUCAUCCACCCAUCCUGACUUUCAGGCGGCGAAGUGCCUGAACGUGACAAAGCGGCUGGCGGAAGAGUCGACGGAGCACUCGCCAAGCGGGAGCCCGUCUGUGUUUAGCUUCGUCAGUAUCCUGGAAGACGAGGAGGAGAUGAAGACAUUGCUCGAUGGCAAGCCUCUGUCGUUUCAGACCAGGAGAUUGCCAGCAAGGACUAAACCUGUUGAUGAGAUGUCUGAUGAAGAAGGAACUCCAGAUGAACAGUCCGACUCUGCUGCAGGAGCUACAGCAGAGGAAGUGAAAGAGGCAGAGGUGCCGGCGGGAAGGGAAGGAGCAAAAAACCUUGGCAAGACUUUGUAUGUCCCACAAAAGAGGACCAAGCGAGAUGAAGAAAGGGAUAAUAGGAGGCUGAAGGAGCAAUUCAAGAAGGCCCAGAUGAGCAAUUCAUACAAGUCUAUGCUGGAAAGGAGAGAGGCUCUACCUGCAUGGAAAGAACAGGACAAUAUUCUGGAUACCCUGAGCAAGAAUCAGGUCCUCGUUGUGAGUGGGUCUACCGGAUGUGGUAAGACGACCCAAGUGCCGCAGUUCAUCCUUGAUGAAUCCAUGUAUGGUAAAGGUCUGAAUGUAAGUAACAUCAUCUGUACCCAGCCCAGGAGGAUCUCAGCCACUGCAGUGGCCGACAGGGUGGCUAAGGAGAGAACUACCAGAGUAGGAGAUAUCGUGGGUUACCAGAUCAGGCUAGAAAAUAAACAGUCUGCCUCGACUCGACUGAUGUUCUGUACUACGGGGAUCUUACUCAGGAGACUGGAGAGUGAUCCUGUCUUGAGCGGAGUCUCUCAUGUCAUAGUGGAUGAAGUCCAUGAGAGAAGUGAAGAGAGUGAUUUCUUGAUGAUGGUUCUGCGAGACAUGUUGCCACAGCGACCUGACCUACGGGUCAUUCUUAUGAGUGCUACCCUGAAUGCUGAUCUCUUCUCCAGCUAUUUCUUUAAUUGUCCAGUCAUCAACAUCCCUGGUAAAACCUUUCCUGUUGAUCAGUACUUUUUGGAAGAUGCGAUAGAAUACACUGGAUACAUCCUAGACGAGAACUCACCCCUGGCCCGGCCGGUCAAGCGAAGCAACGCCAAGCCCUCUGAAGCGUCUGCCAGGGCCAUGGGCAAGGUCAGAUAUGAUAACCUUGACGAGGAAAUCUCUGAAGCCUUUGCUUCAACGACCUUCAACCCCGCCAAGGAUAAUGUGAGAGAUGCCAAUUUGACGCUGCAGCAGAUGGCCCUCAGAUAUCAAGAUUAUGAGAUGUCUACCAUCAAAACAUUAGCUACAAUUGACGCUGAGAAGAUCAACAAUGACCUGAUAGAAGAUCUCGUCAAAUGGAUGGUGGAAGGUGAUCAUCAGUACCCCAAGGAUGGUGCCAUCCUCAUCUUUCUACCUGGACUUGGUGAGAUCACCGACCUCUACGAGCAGCUUCAAAGCUCUCUCUGUGGACCAAGAAAACCUAAGAAGUACAAGUUGAUACCUCUCCACUCAUCCCUCUCAAGUGAAGAUCAGAAUGCUGCCUUCGAUAAACCUCAGGAAGGCAUCACUAAGAUCGUCAUAGCAACCAACAUAGCAGAGACGUCCAUCACCAUCGAUGACAUUGUGUUUGUUAUUGAUGCUGGCAGGAUGAAAGAAAAGAGAUAUGACUCUGGUAAGAGGAUGGAGUCUUUAGAAACAGUCUGGGUGUCCAAGGCCAACGCCAUGCAGCGUAGAGGUCGAGCAGGUCGUGUGACGGCUGGAGUCUGCUUCCAUCUCUUCACCAACCACACCUUUGAGUUUGCACUACGGGAUCAACAGUUACCAGAGAUUCAGCGUAUACCCCUGGAGCAGCUGCUACUGAGAAUCAAAAUCCUGGACGUCUUCCAGGGAUACCAUGUCAAGGAAGUCUUAAACAAGUUGCUGGAGCCUCCCAAGAAUGAGAACAUUGAUGAUGCCAUUCAGAGACUACAAGACUUAGGAGCUGUCACUUUAGAUCAGGAUCUAACACCUCUGGGCUACCAUCUUGCCUCUCUACCUGUGGAUGUGAGGAUUGGUAAGCUGAUGCUCUUUGGAGCCAUCUUCCAGUGCCUGGAUCCAGUCCUGACCAUUGCAGCCAGCCUCAGCUUCAGAUCACCAUUUAUGGCGCCCUUCGACAAGCGAGACCAGGCCGACAAAAAGCGACAGGAGUUUGCCGUUGGUAACAGUGAUCACCUGACCCUAUUGAGAGCAUACACGGGUUGGACCACAGCUAUUGAACGAAGCAACUACUUCAGCUACAGAUUCUGUCAUGAGAACUUUCUUUCAGUCAAAACACUCCAGAUGAUAGCUAGUAUGAAGCAUCAGUUUGCAGAGCUACUCAGCAGCAUCGGCUUUGUCAGCCUGAACCUUACCGGUCGUCAGAUGGACAGGAGGUCCAACGGUUACGGAGACAUGAUCAUCAAAUCCUGUGACAAUCAGAUCAAUGUAAAUGCCAGCAACGACAAACUGGUGGUAGCGGUGCUCUGCGCUGCCCUCUAUCCUAACGUAGUCCAGGUCUUGACCCCAGAGGCCAAGUACACCCAGUCUAGUGCAGGAGCAGUCCCCAUGAACCCCAAGGCCCAGGAAAUCAAAUUCAAGACCAAAGAUGAUGGAUAUGUGAGUGUCCAUCCAAAGUCAGUCAACUUUGGAGUGAGGCACUUUGAGAGCCCAUACCUUGUCUUCUUGGAGAAAGUCAAAACAUCAAAGGUGUACAUCCGUGAUUGUAGCAUGGUGUCCGUCUACCCUUUGCUCCUCUUUGGAGGAUGUGAACUCAAGAUUGACCUCAAGGCUGGAGAGUUCAUCAUCUCCCUUGACAACGGAUGGAUUCAGUUCCGGGUCAAGUCUAUUGAGGUUGGUGAGCUGAUGAGGACGCUGAGAAAAGAGCUGGAUCAACUCCUGGCUGAUAAGAUCAAUCAACCUGACAUGGAUCUAGGGACCUGCCCCAGAGGGAGCCGCAUCAUAGCGGCCAUCGUACAACUCAUCAGUACACAGUGAGGGUAUGGUGGCUACUCUCUGGACACAGACUCUGAUAGGAGGGAGUCCUAUCAUAGCAGCUAUCAUACAACUCAUCAGUACACAGUGAUUGGGUCGGGAUGUUUGGAUGAUAGCCUGCAAUCACAAACUAGACAUAUCUUAGGAGCCAGGGUACAGCUCAUUAAUACCCAGUAUUAAGGGUAUGGCGGCCAGUGUUCAGAUACAGUCUUGUAUUUGAGGGAGCCGUAUCAUAAUAGCCAUCGUACAGCUCAUCAGUACACAGUGAUUGGGUUGGGAAGUUUGGAGAAUAGUCUGCAAUUACAAACUAGUCAUGGCCUAGGAGCCACGGUACAGCUCAUUAAUACCCAGUAAAGGGUAUGGCGGCCAGUGUGUAGAUGCAGUCUCUAAUUUAUGGGAGUCAUAUCAUAGCAGCUCAUCAGUACACAGUGAGGGUAUACAGUGGUACCCCAUUCACAUUAAUGACACUGACAGCAGACAGACAACAAACCAACCCCCCCCCC
Molecule: messenger RNA, 5196 nt
Organism: Strongylocentrotus purpuratus (purple sea urchin)
Lineage: Eukaryota; Metazoa; Echinodermata; Echinoidea; Camarodonta; Strongylocentrotidae
Gene: dhx57
Product: putative ATP-dependent RNA helicase DHX57
Exons: 26
Coding region: 410-4696 (1428 amino acids)
Cellular component (GO): intracellular anatomical structure
Molecular function (GO): RNA binding; protein binding; ATP binding
Source: RefSeq, a predicted model, not a curated record